UUGAGCAUUGUAUCGACUAAAUUUAACAAACUUUAUUGGACGUUAGAGUGGUUUUCAAUGCUGACUUCGUAAUUCUAUAAAGAAAAUUAUUAGUUACCAUGUGGGCAUACAUCAAUAACAAUCCGACUGGCUUGUCCUGUGCCUUUGAGUGUACUUCUUAUGAAGGAAUGAAAAGUUUAAGAAUACAGGUUUAAACUUUUGUGGUAUAACUUGGUGGUUGUCAUGGUAAUUCACAUUCAAUCUUUGUCUAUAGGAAGCUUAGAGUUGUAGGUAAGAAGAGUGAUCGUCACCUUGAGUGGAUGGUGCCACAAGUGUGCAUGAAUAUUUUUAAAGGAUACAUGGAAAUAAUGGGGUACAUGGAGGGGUAAGUGACAUGGCAGUUGUGAAUAGAGUGCACAGUAAGAAAAUAUAUAUUUGAAAGUAUAUUCAAUGGCAUGUAACAUUUACCAUGACAUAGCCAACGGUAGGAAAAGAUGUUCAAAGGAAAGGGUGUAUCAACAAAAAUAAUUUAGUUGAUUAAAGUUUUACAAAUUGAUUUAUUAUGUUUGUGUAUUACACUUAAUACACAACUGGCCCCACAUGAGCUUGAAUGUGGCAUUUUAAUACAUUUAGAACCUAUAUGAUAUAAAACUUAUUUGGGAGUGAGUAGAUAUUUUCCAUAUUUUAGAUAGAGAUCUAAUCCUUUUAUUUACACAUUUUCAGUCCUAAAAUCAGAGAUUUGAACUCUGUAUGUAGUUGUUUAUAAUCAGUCAUCCUAGGUCAGGGAUGGACAAACUUUUCAGUGCAGGGACCACAUUAAAAAGACUCACAAUCUUAUAGGGCUACAUAUUACAUUAACCCAAAGUAAUUAAUAUUUCAAGGACAAAAUAAAAGCUUUUUUAAAGAAAAGCCAUUCUUCUAUGCCUACACUCCUGCAGGGAGAAAAAAUCCUCACAAUAUUAUAUAACUUUGUUUGUUGAUUUUCUUUUGAAUAUAUGUACUAACAUCUGUUGGGUUGCAUGAAUUCCUUUGACAGCCUACAUGCAGCCUGCUGGCCGUAGUUUGCCCCACACCUGUCCUAGGUUCUAGGGUGCAUGAAUUUCUCAAAAUCUCCCAGAAGUGUUCAUGAACCUGGAAAAGAAAUGGUGUCAUUUGCCAAGUACAGUUUGGUUCCCACGGACGAGCCCAAGGACAAUGACCCACCCACCCAGCCAAGCUCAGGCGCCUUUGAUUACAAUUCAGCGUUCAGCUAUAAAUCUGCAUUUGACUACAGCAAAUCCCCGAGUCAGUACCAGUCAGCAUUCGACUAUGGCUAUGGUCACAGGGGUCACUCAGUGUCCCUCAAUCUUGGGGAGAAGGGUAAUGAACGGAAAAAGAAGAAAUUCGCGAACUUGAGUGUGAUGGGAUGUCUGGCAACCGCAGCCACCUGGCUCAGUUACUUCUGCAUCUGCCUCACCUUCCCAGUCACUCUAUGGUUCUGCUUCAAGAAGGUGGCCCAGUGGGAGCGCCUCAUUGUGUUCCGCCUGGGCAGACUGCGUGGGGUCUUGGGACCUGGUAUGGUGUUCAUUAUUCCUUGGCUUGACAACCACACACAAGUUGAUAUGAGGACCAAGGCCUUCUCUGUCCCUCCACAACAGCUCAUCACUGCAGAUAAUGGGAUUAUAGAAAUGGGAUGUGAAGUGAAGUAUCGGAUCAGUGACGUGCAGCGACUCACCACCUCCGUCACUUCUCCAGAACAUGGCCUGAGAUCCUUUGGCAAAACUGUCCUACUAAAUGUUCUCACCAAAAAUACUGUCAGAGAGACAGAGAGAGACCGUCCCAUUAUUGCUGCCCAGAUCCAGAAGGAGCUCAACCUAAGAGUAUUGGAGUGGGGCAUUGAGAUAGGAGAAGUAGCGCUGAGCACUGUCAACAUUCUGAAGGAAGCUGAGCCCAAUAAUCCCCUCAAGCCCAUCAUGAACUGUUUUGGAGGCAAUGGUAAUGGUGGUGGUGGCACCCAGGUGUUUGCUCCGCCAGGCUCCUCUGCUACCGCUGCUGCAGCAUCUUCAGUCUUCAAUAUUCCUGGCUUGGGCAACUUUGGGGACUUUAACCUUCUUGGAGGCAACAGCUCAAAAAAGAAAUCAGAAGCAAUAGAUCAGCUGGCUGUCUCUGACAACAUCCUUCAGUCAUCAUCCCACCAUAAUCGUGAAGUCACCAGUAGUCGGUCACCACAUUCAAAGCUGGGAAAGCAUCUGCAGGGCCUCAUCAGUGGAGCAGGUGGCGCAGAUCUGGCACAUGGGAUCUACAGACUACAAGUAGAGGGAACAGAAGGAGGGAUCUUUAUAAUUUUCGUGGGCAAUGGAGUGAGACAAGUGGUGGAGGGAGACUUGCCAAAGGUCACUCCAGAUGUAGCAGUAACCAUUGCCAAGAGUGACCUGAUGGCAAUCCUGGAAGGUUCAUUGGCACCCCUACAAGCAUACCUCUCAGGACACCUCACUGUGCAGGGGAAUGUCCAGAUGCUCAUGGGUCUUGAGUCACUACGUCAGGGCAACAAAGAGAAGGAUGUAGAUGAUAUUUUUAUUGUCUAAAGCAAGGAUUUUGGAGAGAAAGUAAGAAAGGGACCACCUCUAAGGUGAGAAGAUAGAGUAGGAAAUGUUUGGAGAUAAAAAUAUGAAAGAGGAGUGAAUGGACUGGUACCAGAGAUUUGUAAUGCUUGGCUGAGCAUAAGUAGGAUUUUAUUAUUAUUAUUAUUAUUAUUAUUAUUAUUAUUAUUAUUAUCAUUAUUAUCCAGCUUAUAGGAAACUCCAAGUUUCUGGGAGUGAGGCAUUAAAAAAAUACAUAACAUUAUUAGGGCAUUCACUGGACUGUCUGAAACCAUGUUUAUGUAUUUACAACUUAAAGCAAAUUUUCAUUUGGCCAAAAUAUCAUAUGGCAAGUGAACAGGCAGUGGAAAACUUCAGUAUACACAUGCCACCAUCUUUUUUUUUGCAAGUGUCACUUUAUGACUUUAUGAAAAUAUCUGAUCACCAUUCAGACCUUUAAGUCUAGUCCUACCAAAGAAUUCAGUUUAUAUUUUAAAGCCCAAAUAAAAAAUUUAUUGUCAAAAUGAGCUCAUAAGGGCAAUGCUGUUACUCUUUGUUCUGUGUUCAGUAUUGUAUGUUUUUUAUCAAGUUUUUUUUUAUUACUAUUAAUUGUAGUAGACUGCCAUUGUAUCAGUCAGGAGCAGGCCACUGACUAAUAUAAUGGUGUAAAUCAGUUCAAUCCUCCUAACACUGCUCAGCCUAAGCUGAGGUGCAUAACAUUCAUCUGGCAUGUAAGAGGAAGAGACAGGAAGGAGUACAUAGGAGGAAAUCCUCCCUACCCUAUCUCCCUCUGUACCUUCGUAUUUUGUGGCCUAAUGAUAAUAUGGGUAAGAGAGGGGACUUGAGCAAAGAGGAAAUUUCAUCCAUAAACAAUUUUGUGAUAGCAGAGAGGCACCAUGGAGUUGUCGCUGCACUGCCCUCACUGACAGCUCAUCCAGCAACUAAGGGUUUUGUUUUCACUAAACAUGCUGUCAGACAUGGGUUUGCAUCCACUUUGCCAUCUUGUAACAUUCAAAGUGUGGUGAAAGGUUUUCUGGGCCUUGCCAGGACAAUCUUGUUGCUGUUGUGAUGCUGCCUCAACACUCUAAAAAAUUGUCUGGUCCAUUGCUGCACAAUUUUUUCACUCACACCAAUUCUAGCUAUAGCCUUUGUAGGUUUCUCUGCUUUGUACAGGCUUACUAUGAAUGAAAAUUCCUCUUUGCUCAAGUUUCUUUUCUUGCCCAUAUUGCCACUAGACCACAAAAUAUGAAGACGACAGGGUGCAGAGGAAGAGGGGCAGGAGAAGCAAAGGAGUUACAAUCCCCCUCACUAGCUUGGCUAGAGGGUAUUUGGUGGGUUCUCUUCCCUCACACUCCCUCCUCUGUCUCCUCCUCUCACACAUCAGAUGUACAAUACACACCUCAAUUUAGGCUGGCCAGUGUUAGAAAGAUUGAACUGAUGAUUUGUGCCAUUGCAUCAGUUGGUGGUCAGCUCCCAACUAAUGCAAUGACAGACACUGUAUUCUAUGUAUGAAUGAAAUGCCGAGAUGUAACCACAUUAAGUUUUGUUCAUUGUAUUCUUAGGUCAAUGAACAAAAAUAGUGCUUUUGGUUCUGUCGAGGAUGCUUCCUCUCACAUAUUUGUGAUAGGGUUGUAAGGCAUCACACAUUUAUUUAUAUUUAUAUUUAGUAUGACCACUACCAGUUGUAACCUAUAAACAAGAUGUAGGCAAAUGACAAAACUGGUAAAUAAGUUAAUUUCUUGGUCUUGUAAAAUCAACAGCAAGAUAGUAUUGUGUAUGUCAUUUUUCAACACUGAUUGUUGUAUGCAUCAUCAGAAAAACAAGUUUAGGGAAUUGAGUUCAUGUCCCAACCAGUUUUCAGUAACUUCAUCAGGGAAACUGAGUUAACUUUGGUCAGAUUCCCAUUAUAUCAGAUCAGUGAUGACUCAUGGUGCACUGCCAAGCCAAACACUACAGUCACUGCUUGACUGGAUCACACACCUGGCCCUAACCUUGGGAAUGCACAAUGCUACUGCUGGAGCCACCUAUAUGACCUCUGUUCUUUUAUUGAUGUUGCUAUUGUUGUCGAUGUAUAGGGCCUUCAGUGUCUUCCUCUUCUUCCUGCAUAGGCCACAAUGCAGAACUUUAGCAUCCUUCCAGUCUGGUAGAUGCCCUACUCUGAUCACAUGGUCCACAGGGUGCUGGAUGUGUGAUGGUGCCUCACAUUGACACAAUACUAUUUCGUCCUGGUAUCCAGCCCUCUGCUUGUUUCGUUAUAGUAGCUGGGAUCACAACCACAGCAUGAUAUUUGGUUUACCAUGCUGUCGGGGCUGCUCUUUUGGCUUGUGACAAUGUGGUUUACUAGCUACUAUGACAAAAUAAGCAGAGGGCUCAACACCAGGACCACUGCACAUCCAGCACUCUGCCCUGGUGAACCACAUGAACAAAGCAGAGCACCUAUCAGAUUGUAAGGAUGCCAAAAUCUUACAUCAUGGCUUAUGCAAGAAGAGGAAAGUACUGGAGGACCUAUAUAUCACCAGCAAUAGAAACAAAUGUUGUAUGGGCAGCUGCACUGGCAGCAUUGUGUCCCCAAGGCCAAGGGCAGGUGACACAGCACACACUAGCCAAUCAGAGACCAGUUUGGCUUGGCAGCAUGCCAUGAGUUGCCACACAGCACUAACUCAGUUCUCCUGAAGAAUCUACAGUGUAACUGGUUGGGAAAUCAUCUUAAGUGCCUAAGCCUGUGUUUUCUUUCAUCUCUUCCAUCCUGUCUUAAAUGCCUUUAAACAUAGAGUAAAAUGUUUUUUCACUUGUCUUGCUGUCACUCGAAGGACAAACCUUAUUGUGUUUAGUUCAAAUUUUCAAAAGAAAAAAAAAAAGAGAAGCUUCCAGGGAUAGCUUUUCAGACAUUUUAAACUAGUUUUUCUUCUGUACCAUCAACUGUGGUAUAUCAACACCUUACAAGUAAUUUUUGGGAAAUAAGUGUGGUUUUAAUUGGUAUAGCCCAUAUUAAAUAUAAAUAAAUUCAUACAAUUUAGACAAGUCCAUAAAUUCUAUAUUGAUUCUAGUAAGCUUGUACACGAGAGGGACAAGAUAGAAGCAGCAGUGGUGGAUGCCUGUGUGCAGCUCAUGAUGUGCUGGCUGGCUAGGGCUGCCUUGCCUUGCAUGAUUACUUUUCAAGGAUAUGGAUACAUAAGAUUUGCCUCAACACUCACUAGGCUGCCAAAUUUAUCUUUGUUCAGCACUGAGGAUUCCUCAUUAAAUGAGAAAUAAAUUUCAUGACACAGUGAACAUGCAAUAACAUUUCAGGAUUGUUCACUUGUAGGUGAAUAACUGAACAUUUAAGAAUUUAAUUCUUUUCAAAAGAUUAUUACUUAUGGAUUUUGUUAUAUACAUCUUAUUAUUUUUACUGUGAUAUUUUCUUCUAUAUUCCUUAUCUAUUUUUGUGAGCACUGUCUUUCAAUUUAAGUAAUGAGCAAUUGAUAACAAUACAGUAGACGUUUGUUCAUUUGACCAUGUUGGGACUAGCUAGUUGUAGAGAUCACAUUUGGAAUUAAUUGUCAGAUAGUGAAAUGUAUAUGUAUGGACAAAAAAAAGGUAUGUAUGCAUGCAAUCCACUAUUCUUAGCCCAUCUUUGAUGAGGCAGAAGUUAAGAACUGAGAGACUUUAAAGACAGAGGUUCACACCAGUUAGCAAAGGAGCAAUAUAAACAUGUGUCUUGUGAACCAUGUCGAUGAUGUCUUAUUGUUGAAUAUAAUACCAAGCACUGAAAACAUUCAAGUAAAAAAUAAGAGUAGACAUAACAGAUAGUCUGUCAUAUGCAAUACAAGACUACUUAAUAUUAUAGUUAGUAGAAUUACAAAUCACCACACUGCAAAGCCAAUAAAUGAUUCGCAUUGAGCAUUACAGAAUCUGUAAUAGCUGAUGUCAGCUUUAGUUUAUAAAUGCUCUGAACUUUUGUCUCAUAAGGGUGGACUAAAAGUUUUGGAAUGUAUGUACAGUGUACAUUGGAAUGUAUUGCAGUCAAAGAAAUUAAUUUGCCAACAAAGAUAUUUGUGGGACCCAAGCUAUGUGCAAACUCAGGAACAGUUCUAGUGUAACUGGAAGAUGCCCUCUGUUUUUAAUUCCUAGGGAUUGAGCUGCUAAAAGCAGUAUGAUACAUCAUAUGCAUUAAGUUCCUCCAUGAUUUCUCAAGAAUUACAUAUACAAUCCUUUAUUUCAUCCUCACAUCUAAAGCUCACCUCCCAGUUUGCAAAUCUGUUUGGCACAAACUUCCAAAUAUUUUACAACUAGGCCUUUAAGUUUUUCUCAUUUGUUCAUCUCCUUGCUUGGAACUGACAAUAAACUCAAAAUACUUGUUUUUUCUUUUUGCCAUUCCAAGAAGUAAUAUUACAAUGCACAUCAUGAUUUCUGAGCUUAAAAACAACAUCUAUACAUUUUGAUGUAAAGCCAUCACUUGAAUUGUUCCUGAGCUUCAGUGCAAAAUUAUGUACCCUCAUUUCAAUGUUUUUUUUUUCCAAAAAAAAUGCAGGCAAAAAUAUAGCAGCUAAAUUCACACACACACACAUACAUUACAAUGCAAUACAUUUAUGGCACUGUAUGAAUACAGUGUACUAUAAGAAUAAAGCAAUACAUCAUAAAUGUAACAGUAAAUCAGUAGGGUACACUUACUGUUUUUAUAAAGGAUGUCAUAUUCAGAAAUUGUCAAAAUCUUUCAAUUGAAAGAAAGUGAAGAGUGGAGAUUCCCAACAAUAAGCACAUCUUUCCACAAUACCAACCUCAAUAUUUUUUUUCUCCCUAGUUUAUUAAGGCUAGGGCAAUGCCUUCAUAUGAAGGACUUGUUUUUGGCAUUUAGGAACCUUUAACACGAGUGGAUGCCCUUCCUAUUCUCGAAUCUGUGCAUGUAAGGACUCCUCAGUCCCCCCAAAAUCCAUUGCACCACAGCAGGCCUUGAGACAACCUCAAUUUAAUGAACACUGAUAUACAAAGUAUCAAAUGUAAUGACUUUUAUUCCUUACAAACAAUCUUUGGAUUUUACGAACUCUAGAAUAUCAUGGGUAUUGUGUGACACUGCCAGUAAGUUGUUGAUAACACCUAACACAAAACCAGCUCUAUUAUUUCUGCAUUAAUUGCCUCUCUAACUUUGUCACUUCUUAAGUGAAGAAAUUAAAAUAGGGCAUUUUCACCUCAAAACACUCAUUUUAGGCAAGUUCCCAAAGUAUAAUUCUAUGGGUGUCUUUUGCCCAGAAUCUGUAUUUGACACAAUUUGAUGCCUCUAGCUGGAGGUUUAUUGGGAAGGAUAGUUUACGUAUGUUUUGGUGGCAUAUCCACUGUAAACAAGACAUACACAAUCUGAAACUCAUUAACAAUAGCAAUAUAAUUUUUUUGAUAUUUAAAUUUCUCAAGAUUUGAAUAAUGAACUGGUACUGAUAUGUUAUCAUACAAGAAGCAAAUUAGAGUUGUGAACAAGUACAAUGUAUAUAUAUAUAUAUAUAUGGUAAUGCAUAUAAAGUUUUUUUUUUUUUUCUCCUGAAAAUAUCACUUUUGCACCAUUAUAAAAUUAACAGUUUAAUAUGGAAGGUGCAACAUAAAAGAUAUUAAGGUUCAUUCACAUUUUUUUAAAGUUGACCACUGAUUAGAGUAAAACUUGCCCAUGCAUGUUUUAUUGCAUGGUUGGAUAAACAAAUGUUUAUGCUGUCCUAUGCUUUACUCAUAAUAUUAAAAGUUUAUUGUUGGGUGAUUAUUAUUCCAUAACACAUGAUUGCAAUUCAGUUGUAGCAAUUGCAAUGAGCUGAUCUCAUUCCACUAAUGUUGUUAUUUAAGAUUUUAGUGACUUAUGUAAUUUAUUUUUCUGUAAACUAUGUAACAUUUUUCUUAUACCUUCAUUUGUAUCUGUGCUUCCAUACUCCACACAACACACAAAUGUUACUUAUUGCUUAAGUAAACAAAUCAUCACAUCA
Molecule: messenger RNA, 8476 nt
Organism: Portunus trituberculatus (swimming crab)
Lineage: Eukaryota; Metazoa; Arthropoda; Malacostraca; Decapoda; Portunidae
Product: stomatin-like protein 1
Exons: 9
Coding region: 1074-2543 (489 amino acids)
Cellular component (GO): plasma membrane
Source: RefSeq, a predicted model, not a curated record